AUGGAUUUGUGGACAGUGGUGGAGAUGAAGAAGCCAUUUGUUCAAAGAAAAUAUUCGUGGAUUACUUUGAGUUUGGCUGGUCUACUGUUUUUUGGGCAGUGCGCUUUGGCUCAGAUCAGAUAUUCUGUUCCGGAGGAGGUGAAGGACGGGACUGUUGUUGGAAAUGUUGCAAAGGAUCUUGGUCUUGAUGUUGCAUCGUUGGGUGAGAGACGGUUCCGUGUUGUUUCUGAAACGACUGAGGCUAUAUUUGCUGUAAACGCUGAUAAUGGCGCUUUGUACGUCCACGGGCGCAUUGACAGAGAGCAGCUGUGUCAGGGCAGCGGUACGUGUCUGAUGGAGCUGAAGGUUCUGGUGGAAAACCCUUUGGAAGUUCACUAUGUGGUUGUAGAAAUUACUGAUGUAAAUGACCACUCGCCAAGAUUUCCUAAAACAAAUCAAACGUUUGAAAUUGGAGAGCACACUUUGCCAGGGAAAAGACUUCAGCUACACCCUGCCCACGAUCCCGACGCAGGAACAAAUUCGAUCCGCACGUACACGUUGUCUGCAAAUGAGUAUUUUGAGAUUAAUAUUCGACAAAGUGACUUGGGUAAAAUACCGUUUCUGGUGUUAAAGAAACCUUUAGACCGGGAACAGAGCAGCACACACUCUCUGCUCCUUACAGCGGUUGAUGGGGGCAAACCACAGAAAUCCGGGACACUGAAUAUUACCAUAAUUGUUCUGGACAGUAAUGACAAUAGACCCGUUUUUACUCAAGAGGUUUUUCACAUCACAGUGAAAGAAAAUUUGGAGAAAGGAAAUGUAAUAUUUAAGUUAAACGCAACAGAUGCGGAUGAGGGAAUAAAUGGAGAAAUUGAAUACAGCCUCGGGGAAACAUUGAGCCAAUAUGUUUAUAAAACAUUUGAAUUAAACAGAUUAACAGGAGAAAUUGUCACUAGAGGCCCAAUAGACUUUGAAGAAACGGAUCAUUAUGAAUUAGACGUGGAGAUUUCUGACAAAGGUACCCCAAAGUUAACAGGUGAAUGUAGAGUAAUUAUAAAAAUCAUAGAUGUAAAUGAUAAUUCUCCAGAAAUAGACGUGACUUCUCUGUCAAACACAGUGUCUGAAGACUCCAAACCAGGGACAGUUGUUUCUCUCAUUCGCGUCAAAGACAAAGACUCUGGUGUCAAUGGUAAAAUCAUCGCUCACAUAACAAACAACGUGCCUUUUGAACUCAAACCCUCGUAUAAAGAAAACACAUAUUCAGUUGUCACUAAGGAUUUCCUGGACAGGGAGGAGGUGUCACAUUAUGACAUAACUAUAAAAGCCACUGACUGUGGGGAGCCUCCUUUAUCCACCACUAAAACUCUGAGUAUUCAGAUAUUAGAUGUAAACGACAACAGUCCACAGUUUGAACAAAAUCCUUUUGUACUUUAUAUUGUAGAAAAUAACGUGGCAGGGACGUCACUGUUCUCUGUAACUGCAUCAGACAAAGACAAGAAUGAAAACGCAGAUAUUUCCUACAGCAUUGCGCGUGCAGGACAGGAGAAGGACGUGACGUCUUUUUUAAACGUGAACGCGGAAAAUGGUCAAAUCACUGCUCUGAAAAGCUUUGACUUUGAGACAUUAAAGUCUUUCCAGUUUCAAGUCGUGGCCUCAGACUCUGGGACUCCGUCACUGAGCAGCAACGCGACAGUGCACGUGUUCAUCCUGGAUCAGAACGACAACGCUCCAGUCAUUCUGUAUCCAGUCAGGUCUAAUGGUUCUGCUGAAGGAGUGGAGGAGAUCCCCCGCAAUGUGAACGCGGGACACUUGGUGACUAAAGUCAGGGCCUAUGACUCUGAUAUCGGAUAUAACGGCUGGCUGCUGUUUUCACUGCAGGAAGUGACUGACCACAGUCUGUUUGGGUUGGACCGCUACACAGGACAGAUCAGGACACUUCGCUCGUUCACAGAGACAGACGAGGCCGAGCACAAACUCGUCAUACUGGUCAAAGACAAUGGCAACGUGUCCCUGUCAGCUACAGCUACUGUGCUCGUGAAAGUGGUGGAGCCCAGAGAGGCUUUUGCAGCUUCUGACGUUAAGAGCUCCUCUAAAGACUCUGAGGACACUAACGUGACUUUUUACCUGAUGAUAACUCUGGCCUCGGUCUCAGCUCUGUUCAUUCUCAGUAUCAUUGUGCUGAUUGCAAUGCAGUGCUCCAAGUCCAGCACUGACUACACCUCCAAGUACUUACAGGACACAAACUAUGACGGGACUCUGUGCCACAGCAUCCAGUACAGAUCUGGAGACAAGCGCUACAUGUUAGUUGGACCCAGAAUGAGCGUAGGAUCCACUAUAGUCCCAGGGAGCCAAGCCAACACACUGGUGCUGCCUGACAGGAGGAGGCCCUCUGAAGAGUGCGCUUUGGCUCAGAUCAGAUAUUCUGUUCCGGAGGAGGUCAAAGACGGGACUGUGGUUGGAAAUGUCGCAAAAGAUCUUGGUCUUGAUGUUGCCACUUUGGGUGAGAGACGGUUCCGUAUUUCUGAAACAAAGGACACUAUAUUUGCUGUAAACGCUGAUAAUGGCGCUUUGUACGUCCACGGGCGCAUUGACAGAGAGCAGCUGUGUCAGGGCAGCGGUACGUGUCUGAUGGAGCUGAAGGUUCUGGUGGAAAACCCUUUGGAAGUUCACUAUGUGGUUGUAGAAAUCACCGAUGUAAACGAUCAUGCUCCGAGAUUUCCCAAAAUUAACCAGACGUUUGAAAUUGGAGAGCACACUUUGCCAGGGAAAAGAUUUCAGCUACACUCCGCUUAUGAUCCGGACGCAGGAACAAAUUCUAUCCGCACGUACACUUUGUCUGCAAAUGAACAUUUUGACAUUAAUAUUCGUGAAAUUGAUGGUGAGAAAACUCCAUUCUUGGUUUUAAAAAAAGCACUAGACAGGGAAGCAGAUAGCCACCACUCUCUUGUAGUGACAGCAUCUGAUGGAGGUAAACCUAAAAAAUCAGGGACACUGAACGUUUCUGUAAUUGUUCUGGACAGUAACGACAACAGGCCAGUUUUCAGCCAAGAUGUAUUUGAAAUUACAGUCAAAGAAAAUGUUCCUGUUGGAACUUUAAUAUUUCGACUUAAUGCUUCCGACAUCGAUGAAGAAAUAGACGUGACUUCUCUGUCAAACACAGUGUCUGAAGACUCCAAACCAGGGACAGUUGUAUCACUAAUAAGUGUAACAGACAAAGACUCUGGUGUCAAUGGUAAAAUCAUCGCUCACAUAACAAACAACGUGCCUUUUGAACUCAAACCCUCUUAUAAAGAAAACACAUAUUCAGUUGUCACUAAGGAUUUCCUAGACAGGGAGGAGGUGUCACAUUAUGACAUAACUAUAAAAGCCACUGACUGUGGGGAGCCUCCUUUAUCCACCACUAAAACUCUGAGUAUUCAGAUAUUAGAUGUAAACGACAACAGUCCACAGUUUGAACAAAAUCCUCUGUACUUUUAUAUUGUAGAAAAUAACGUGGCAGGGACGUCACUGUUCUCUGUAACUGCAUCAGACAAAGACAAGAAUGAAAACGCAGAUAUUUCCUACAGCAUUGCGCGUGCAGGACAGGAGAAGGACGUGACGCUCUUUUUAAACGUGAACGCGGAAAAUGGUCAAAUCACUGCUCUGAAAAGCUUUGAUUUUGAGACAUUAAAGUCUUUCCAGUUUCAAGUCGUGGCCUCAGACUCUGGGACUCCGUCACUGAGCAGCAACGCGACAGUGCACGUGUUCAUCCUGGAUCAGAACGACAACGCUCCAGUCAUUCUGUAUCCAGUCAGGUCUAAUGGUUCUGCUGAAGGAGUGGAGGAGAUCCCCCGCAAUGUGAACGCGGGACACUUGGUGACUAAAGUCAGAGCCUAUGACUCUGAUAUCGGAUAUAACGGCUGGCUGCUGUUUUCACUGCAGGAAGUGACUGACCACAGUCUGUUUGGGUUGGACCGCUACACAGGACAGAUCAGGACACUUCGCUCGUUCACAGAGACAGACGAGGCCGAGCACAAACUCGUCAUACUGGUCAAAGACAAUGGCAACGUGUCCCUGUCAGCUACAGCUACUGUGCUCGUGAAAGUGGUGGAGCCCAGAGAGGCUUUUGCAGCUUCUGACGUUAAGAGCUCCUCUAAAGACUCUGAGGACACUAACGUGACUUUUUACCUGAUGAUAACUCUGGCCUCGGUCUCAGCUCUGUUCAUUCUCAGUAUCAUUGUGCUGAUUGCAAUGCAGUGCUCCAAGUCCAGCACUGACUACACCUCCAAGUACUUACAGGACACAAACUAUGACGGGACUCUGUGCCACAGCAUCCAGUACAGAUCUGGAGACAAGCGCUACAUGUUAGUUGGACCCAGAAUGAGCGUAGGAUCCACUAUAGUCCCAGGGAGCCAAGCCAACACACUGGUGCUGCCUGACAGGAGGAGGCCCUCUGAAGAGAGAAAAUAUUCGUGGAUCACUUUGUGCUCUUUUUUAUUGCUGUUGUUUGGGCAGUGCGCUUUGGCUCAGAUCAGAUAUUCUGUUCCGGAGGAGGUGAAGGACGGGACUGUUGUUGGGAAUGUCGCAAAGGAUCUUGGUCUUGAUGUUUCCUCUUUGGGUGAGAGACGGUUCCGUGUGGUUUCUGAAACGAAUGAGGCUAUUUUUGCUGUAAACGCUGAUAAUGGCGCUUUGUACGUCCACGGGCGCAUUGACAGAGAGCAGCUGUGUCAGGGCAGCGGUACGUGUCUGAUGGAGCUGAAGGUUCUGGUGGAAAACCCUUUGGAAGUUCACUAUGUGGUUGUAGAAAUUACUGAUGUGAAUGAUCAUGCACCAAGAUUUCCCCAAACAAAUCAAACGUUUGGAAUUGGAGAACAAUCUUUACCAGGAAAACGAUUUCAGUUGCACUCUGCUUAUGAUCCCGACGCAGGAGCUAAUUCUAUCCGCGCCUACACUUUAUCUUCCAAUGAACAUUUUGACAUUAGCACUCGUGAAGCUGACGGUGAAAAGACACCUUAUUUAAUUCUAAAAAAAUCUCUAGACAGAGAAAUAAACAAAGAUCACUUUCUCGUAGUGACUGCGGUGGAUGGAGGUAAACCUCAAAAAUCAGGUAGACUAAAUAUUACCAUUAUUGUUCUUGACAUUAAUGAUAAUAGACCAGUGUUUGGUCAAGAGGUGUAUCAAAUAUCCCUCAAUGAAAAUGUACCAGUGGGAACAGUUUUCUUCAGACUUAAUGCGACAGACCCAGAUGAAAAUAAAAAUGGAGAAGUUGAAUAUAGUCUCGGAACAACACUGCUCCGAAAUAUUUAUAAUGUUUUUGAACUAGACAAAGUAACUGGGGAAAUUCGUGUAAAGGAAAAACUUGAUUAUGAGGAUGGGGAUAUGUUUAGAUUAGACGUAGAGGCUUCAGAUAAAGGCACUCCCCCACUCACAGGUGAAUGUAGAGUAAUUAUAAAAAUCAUAGAUGUAAAUGAUAAUUCACCUGAAAUAGACGUGACUUCUCUGUCAAACACAGUGGCUGAAGACUCCAAACCAGGGACAGUAGUUUCUCUCAUUCGCGUCAAAGACAAAGACUCUGGUGUCAACGGUAAAAUCAUCGCUCACAUAACAAACAACGUGCCUUUUGAACUCAAACCCUCUUAUAAAGAAAACACAUAUUCAGUUGUCACUAAGGAUUUCCUGGACAGGGAGGAGGUGUCACAUUAUGACAUAACUAUAAAAGCCACUGACUGUGGGGAGCCUCCUUUAUCCACCACUAAAACUCUGAGUAUUCAGAUAUUAGAUGUAAACGACAACAGUCCACAGUUUGAACAAAAUCCUCUGUACUUUUAUAUUGUAGAAAAUAACGUGGCAGGGACGUCACUGUUCUCUGUAACUGCAUCAGACAAAGACAAGAAUGAAAACGCAGAUAUUUCCUACAGCAUUGCGCGUGCAGGACAGGAGAAGGACGUGACGCUCUUUUUAAACGUGAACGCGGAAAAUGGUCAAAUCACUGCUCUGAAAAGCUUUGACUUUGAGACAUUAAAGUCUUUCCAGUUUCAAGUCGUGGCCUCAGACUCUGGGACUCCGUCACUGAGCAGCAACGCGACAGUGCACGUGUUCAUCCUGGAUCAGAACGACAACGCUCCAGUCAUUCUGUAUCCAGUCAGGUCUAAUGGUUCUGCUGAAGGAGUGGAGGAGAUCCCCCGCAAUGUGAACGCGGGACACUUGGUGACUAAAGUCAGGGCCUAUGACUCUGAUAUCGGAUAUAACGGCUGGCUGCUGUUUUCACUGCAGGAAGUGACUGACCACAGUCUGUUUGGGUUGGACCGCUACACAGGACAGAUCAGGACACUUCGCUCGUUCACAGAGACAGACGAGGCCGAGCACAAACUCGUCAUACUGGUCAAAGACAAUGGCAACGUGUCCCUGUCAGCUACAGCUACUGUGCUCGUGAAAGUGGUGGAGCCCAGAGAGGCUUUUGCAGCUUCUGACGUUAAGAGCUCCUCUAAAGACUCUGAGGACACUAACGUGACUUUUUACCUGAUGAUAACUCUGGCCUCGGUCUCAGCUCUGUUCAUUCUCAGUAUCAUUGUGCUGAUUGCAAUGCAGUGCUCCAAGUCCAGCACUGACUACACCUCCAAGUACUUACAGGACACAAACUAUGACGGGACUCUGUGCCACAGCAUCCAGUACAGAUCUGGAGACAAGCGCUACAUGUUAGUUGGACCCAGAAUGAGCGUAGGAUCCACUAUAGUCCCAGGGAGCCAAGCCAACACACUGGUGCUGCCUGACAGGAGGAGGCCCUCUGAGGAGGUAAGAGAUAAACUUUAA
Molecule: messenger RNA, 6768 nt
Organism: Boleophthalmus pectinirostris (great blue-spotted mudskipper)
Lineage: Eukaryota; Metazoa; Chordata; Actinopteri; Gobiiformes; Gobiidae
Product: protocadherin Fat 4-like
Biological process (GO): homophilic cell-cell adhesion
Cellular component (GO): plasma membrane
Molecular function (GO): calcium ion binding
Source: RefSeq, a predicted model, not a curated record